UAGAGGGGCAUGUAGUUCAGUAGUCAUAACUGCUCUUGGAAUGAAUAGAUUCACACGUGUUCUUUUUUAGUGAGAUAUUCGUUAAAUUCAUAAAUAAAUAAACAUAAAUUCUAUAGCAUUUAAAAUGUACACUGAAUCCUAAUCUCAAGGUUAGUUUCAAGCCUAAAGGCUUGUGCACUGGAGUCCCGGUAAUUAGCAUUGUUAGCUAGCCAAUAACCUGCGCAUGAAGUAGACCAUUGGAUCUAAAUUUGAGCUCGGUUUUCAAGACGGUCAACCAUCUGUGUUUACUGACUUAAUAUUAUUGCAUAAUCAAGUUAAAACUAAGACUUUUUAGUUCCAGAUUGGCAGAUUGUUAUUUUUCUUCCUUUUUACAUUUUUUUUCCCGCACAUCUAAUAGUUUAGGAGAAAAGAUGCGCCUGCGUUAUAAUCACGCAUUUUGAGAAUGUGACAAUGGCACUGCGCCUAGACAGAACUUUCUUUUCGUCGUUGUCCAAGUGCUACAUACCAAAUCAAGUAAUGAAAGGAAUAAGACGGAUAAGCAGGGUCUCUAUUGAGGGUAAUAUAGCAGUUGGGAAAUCGACGUUUGCAAGGUUGCUAAACAAGGCAGUACAAAACUGGGAAGUUAUACCUGAACCUGUUACCAAAUGGCAAAAUGUGGAAGGAGCUACCUCGCAACCAGUGCCAUUUCCCCAGCAAACAGCCAGCAACUUAUUGCAGAUGAUGUAUCAGGACCCUAAACGCUGGUCCUACACCUUUCAGACAUUUUCCUGCAUGAGCCGCCUGCGUACCCAGCUUCAACCACCUCCCUCCAGGUUACUGCAAAUCAGUGACGCUGCUGUGCAGGUGUAUGAACGCUCUGUUUAUAGUGACAGGUACAUUUUUGCUCAGAAUAUGUUUGAGCUUGGCUGUGUAAAUACCACAGAGUGGGCUGUGUAUCAGGACUGGCAUACCUUUCUUGUUGAACAGUUUAGUCCUAAGGUACAGCUGGAAGGGAUUAUAUACCUCAGAGCACCUCCACAGAUCUGCAUGAAGAGGUUAAAAAGGCGAGGUAGAGUGGAGGAGCAGGGAAUACAGCUAGACUACCUCGAAUCGCUGCAUAUGCAGCAUGAAAACUGGCUCUUAAACAAAUCGACAAAAGUUCAUUUUGAUCACCUGAAGAAUCUUCCUGUAUUGGUGCUGGAUGCUGGUCUGGAGUUUGAGAAAGACCUUGAGAUGCAGGCCAGAUUUCUUAGAGAGGUUACGACUUUCUUCAGUGGCUUAUGAAAAGAAUAGGACCAAACACUGAUCUCUGGACCAUUAGCACCUUGACCAAAAGUUUCUUCCAGUUUGCUUUUCAUUUUGUGUGUCCUAUUUGCAAAAUGUUUUGCUGCGUUCAGGAUAGCUGUGGUAUAAACAGGCUUAAUCCAAGCUAACUGCAGCUAAUAGGCUAACCAGAAUUUAAAUUUGACCAGUUCAUCACAGGUUUGUUAUGGGUGAAAGUUUCUUAUUCACCUUUUAAUAAAUUCUGUGUACAUUAUUGCACAUGUGCAGUAAUUACCUGGAGCUCAAAGGUAGUUCCACUUAGCUUAAGGCAAAUUUAGCCUGCUCCCAAUAACUAAAUAUAUUUCUGUUUGAUGGUGUCAUUAAAUCUUUUAAUAAAUGUUAUUGUGUGUUCUGAAAAAUUA
Molecule: messenger RNA, 1664 nt
Organism: Electrophorus electricus (electric eel)
Lineage: Eukaryota; Metazoa; Chordata; Actinopteri; Gymnotiformes; Gymnotidae
Gene: dguok
Product: deoxyguanosine kinase
Biological process (GO): nucleobase-containing compound metabolic process
Cellular component (GO): mitochondrion; cytoplasm
Molecular function (GO): ATP binding; deoxyguanosine kinase activity
Source: RefSeq, a predicted model, not a curated record